This is a messenger RNA of Stylophora pistillata, 785 nucleotides long. RefSeq lists its product as uncharacterized. Lineage: Eukaryota; Metazoa; Cnidaria; Anthozoa; Scleractinia; Pocilloporidae. The record is from RefSeq and is a predicted model, not a curated record.
AUGGUCCACUUGUUCGCUAAGCCCGUUCCUGUAUUGUGCAUGAUAACAAAUCAAGUUUUGGAUUAUAUUUAUCAAGUUCACAGCCAUCGCAUUCUGCAGUGGAAUCAUCAGCUGCUAAGCCAAGCCGAUCUUGAAAGAUUUGCCGAAGUUGUUCACCGAGAAGGAAGCCCACUUGAUAACUGUUUUGCUUUUGUUGAUGGGACAGUUGGCCAUGUUUGUAGGCCCGGCACUGUUAACCAGAGGUUGCUUUACAAUGGACACAAACGUGUCCAUGGAAUCAAGUUUCAGUCUGUUGUUAGCCCGAAUGGAAUGACUGCAAAUAUGUAUGGCCCUGUUGAGGGCAGAGAGGAUGACCUCAAUCAGUAUGCCUUCAGCCUGGCUGGACAACCACUUAGUAUUUACGGGGAUCCCGCCUAUCCUAUUCGUGUACACCUUCAAUGUCCAUUUAGAAAUGGAGCUUUAACCUCACAGAUGGAAGCUUACCAUACUGCUAUGAGCACAGUGAGAACAAGUGUGGAGUGGCUGUUUGGAGACAUAAUAAGUUACUUCAAGUUUCUAGACUUUAAAAAGAACUUAAAGUUGGGACUGAGUAGUGUGGGGAAAAUGUAUAUUGUUAAUGCUAUUCUUAGAAAUGGGCUAACAUGUCUAUGUAGAAACACAACCUCAGAUUUUUCCUGUGUGAUCCUCCUAACCUUGAAACUUAUUUGCAUAAGACCCUGGAUACCUCCAGUUCAGGCUAACUGUUUUGGAGAAUAAUUUGGAUAUAUCAACAAAGUUGAAAUGGU